UCAUCUCUCUGGUCCCAGAAAGGAGCUUUGAGGGGCUGUCCUCCCUCCGCCACCUCUGGCUGGAUGACAAUGCACUCACAGAGAUCCCCGUCAGAGCCCUCAACAAUCUUCCUGCCCUGCAGGCCAUGACCCUGGCCCUCAACCGCAUCAGCCACAUCCCUGACUAUGCCUUCCAGAACCUCACCAGUCUUGUGGUGCUGCAUCUGCACAACAACCGCAUCCAGCAUCUGGGGACCCACAGCUUCGAGGGGCUGCACAAUCUGGAGACACUAGACCUGAAUUAUAACGAGCUGCAGGAGUUCCCCGUGGCCAUCCGGACCUUGGGCAGACUACAGGAACUGGGGUUCCACAACAAUAACAUCAAGGCUAUCCCUGAAAAGGCCUUCAUGGGCAACCCUCUGCUGCAGACAAUACACUUUUAUGAUAACCCAAUCCAGUUUGUGGGAAGGUCAGCAUUCCAGUACCUGCCUAAACUGCACACGCUGUCCCUGAAUGGCGCCACGGACAUCCAGGAGUUCCCGGACCUCAAAGGCACCAGCAGCCUGGAGGUCCUGGAGCUGUCUCACAAUCAAAUUGAGGAGCUGCCCAGUCUGCGCAGGUGUGAGAAGUUGGAGGAAAUCGGCCUCCAACACAACCGAAUCUGGGAAAUCGGAGCUGACACCUUCAGCCAGCUGAGCUCCUUACAAGCCUUGGACCUAAGCUGGAAUGCCAUCAGAUCCAUCCACCCAGAAGCCUUCUCAACACUGCGCUCCCUGGUCAAGCUGGACCUGACAGACAACCAGCUGACCACACUGCCUCUGGCUGGGCUGGGGGGCCUGAUGCAUCUGAAGCUCAAAGGGAACCUGGCUCUGUCUCAGGCCUUCUCCAAGGACAGUUUCCCAAGACUGAGGAUUCUGGAGGUGCCCUAUGCCUACCAGUGCUGUGCCUAUGGGGUCUGUGCCAGCUUCUUCAAACCCUCUGGGCAGUGGCAGGCAGAGGACUUCCACCUGGAGGAGGAGGAGCCUCCAARGAGGACCCAGAGCCUCCUUGCUGGACAAGCAGAGAACCACUAUGACCUGGACCUGGAUGAGCUCCAACUGGAGAUGGAGGACUCAAAGCCACACCACAGUGUCCAGUGUAGCCCUAUUCCAGGCCCCUUCAAGCCCUGCGAGCACCUCUUUGAGAGCUGGGGCAUCCGCCUGGCCGUGUGGGCCAUCGUGCUGCUCUCCGUGCUCUGCAACGGGCUGGUGCUGCUGACCGUGUUUGCCGGCGGGCCCAUGCCCCUGUCCCCGGUCAAGUUUGUGGUAGGUGCGAUCGCCGGCGCCAACACCUUGACGGGCAUCUCCUGUGGCCUUCUGGCCUCCGUGGACGCCUUGACCUUUGGCCAGUUCGCCGAGUACGGAGCCCGCUGGGAGACGGGGCUGGGCUGCCGGGCCACSGGCUUCCUGGCCGUCCUGGGGUCCGAGGCGUCGGUGCUGCUGCUCACCCUGGCCGCCGUGCAGUGCAGCGUCUCCGUGUCGUGCGUGCGGGCCUACGGGAAGGCGCCCUCGCUGGGCAGUGUCCGAGCCGGGGCCCUGGGCUGCCUGUCGCUGGCAGGGCUGGCCGCCGCCCUGCCGCUGGCCUCGGUGGGAGAGUACGGGGCCUCCCCGCUCUGCCUGCCCUACGCCCCGCCCGAGGGCCAGCCGGCCGCCCUGGGCUUCGCGGUGGCCCUGGUCAUGAUGAACUCCUUCUGCUUCCUGGUGGUGGCCGGUGSCUACAUCAAACUCUACUGCGACCUGCCGCGGGGCGACUUUGAGGCCGUGUGGGACUGUGCCAUGGUGAGGCAUGUGGCCUGGCUCAUCUUCGCGGAUGGGCUCCUCUACUGUCCCGUGGCCUUCCUCAGCUUCGCCUCCAUGAUGGGCCUCUUCCCUGUCACCCCCGAGGCCGUCAAGUCUGUCCUGCUUGUGGUGCUGCCGCUGCCUGCCUGCCUCAACCCCCUGCUCUACCUGCUCUUCAACCCCCACUUCAGGGAUGACCUUCGGAGGCUCUGGCCGGGCCCAGGAGCUCCUGGGCCCCUGGCCUACGCUGCUGCCAACGAGCUGGAGAAGAGCUCCUGCGAUUCCACCCAGGCUCUUGUGGCCUUCUCUGAUGUGGAUCUCAUUCUGGAAGCUUCUGAGGCUGGACGGCCCCCUGGGCUGGAGACCUAUGGCUUCCCCUCAGUGACCUUCAUCUCCUGUCAGCAGCCAGGGGGCCCCAGACUGGAGGGAAGCCAUUUUAUAGAGCCAGAGGGAACCCACUUUGGGAAUCCACAACCCUCUGUGGAUGGAGAACUGCUGCUGAAGGCGGAGGGAGCCACAUCCUCAGGAGGGGGCUCGUCGGCGGGUGGGGGCUUCAGGCCCUCGGGCUCAGUCUUUGCCUCACACUUAUAAAUGUCCUUCCCCCUUCUUCUCUUUCCAUCUCUUCCCUUCCUUCUCUCCCCACUCCCUCAAUGAUGGCUGCUUAUAAAUAAAUACAACCUAAACUCACCAGUGUGAUCCACAGCAGGGCCUGGUUCUGUUGGUCUCCUCUCUCUGWGACCAUCACCAGUGAGGGCUUCUUGGCCCAGUAUCCCCUUGGCCCUCCUCAUCUUCACCUUCAUGCUGCCUCUUCCCUGUCAGGUCCAAAGCUGUGGACCAGAGACCUGGAAAUUUGCUUAAGGGUAAGGAGUGAAAUAAAAGACAGGGAAGGAGGUGGGGACCCGAUAGGGCCAGGAUCAUGGCACAGUGGACACGGAGACACAACAGAAAAGGGGGCCACCAAGGGCAUUUGGCAUCUCCCCUUUGACUUAUGCAUAGGAUAUAAAACGUGUUCUGUGUCCCAUUAAUCUUGACAUUUGCCAUGAAAAAAUACUUCCUAUUAAAAUGAGCUU
Messenger RNA from Urocitellus parryii (Arctic ground squirrel), 2866 nucleotides. Lineage: Eukaryota; Metazoa; Chordata; Mammalia; Rodentia; Sciuridae. The record is from RefSeq and is a predicted model, not a curated record.